Hydra vulgaris (swiftwater hydra) is the source of this 3135-nucleotide messenger RNA. RefSeq lists its product as uncharacterized. Gene Ontology annotation, biological process: G protein-coupled receptor signaling pathway; cell surface receptor signaling pathway. Gene Ontology annotation, cellular component: membrane. The record is from RefSeq and is a predicted model, not a curated record. Gene Ontology annotation, molecular function: G protein-coupled receptor activity. Lineage: Eukaryota; Metazoa; Cnidaria; Hydrozoa; Anthoathecata; Hydridae.
AUAUUAUACACACACAAAAUACGCAAAAAAAUACGCAUAUUAUAUAUUAUACGCACAAAAAUUAGAAUAAGUUUACUAGAGAACGUAUAUAUAUACAAGUUAAAAUAUUGAAACACUAAUAAAAUGUUUUUAAGCAUUUUUUUCUAUUUAUCAAUUAUACACUCCUUCUUUGCUGAAGAAUUUUUGUUUCCCUUAAGUCAGUAUAUGGAAGGCGUGAACGUCACUAACACAGCUCAGUUUCUAUGCCAACAUCAAGAUUCAAGUUUAAAAUUAUGUAACUGUCACAAUGACUGCUUCACGUCAAAAACAUGUUGCAUUGAUAAACUAUGGAACAACUCAAAUCCGCUGCCUUUAGAUUUAUACCUAGAAACACUUGUAAAAACGUCAAACUUACAUAAAGAUAUGGCGUGUGAGCAAGUUAUCCCGGUAGCCACACAUUCAGGACAUGUAAGUGAAAAAAUUUUAAUGGUGCAUUAUUGUCACGACGGUGCUGAGAGUAAUGCUAUCAACACAUGCUUAAACAAUAGCGACGCACAAUAUGUAAAAAACAUUCCCGUUAUAGGUCUAAACAAUAUAAUUUAUAGAAAUGCUGGUUGUGCGCGGUGCAACUUUGCUCAAUUUUUUGCUUUGAAUUUUUUAUUUGAAUGUCAGUUAGAAACUAAUAAAGAAAUAACUUUUGUAAAAGCAUUUAAAAUGGAUGAUCUUGGUAAUGAUGAGGAUGAUUUUCUUAACAAGUAUACUAAUUGCAAUAUAUCAUUGAUAAGAAAUAAAGAAAUAAAUAAUCAUAUUUUUAGUUGUUUUUCUCAAGACAAUUGUCCAAGGGAUAAUAAGUAUCAUGAUUUAUGUAAUGCGUACUCAGGAGUGUACCUAAACUAUAAAAACUACGAUUGCUUUAGAUGCUCCCUGGAAAAAAUAAUCAGACCAUUUAUAAAUAUAGAGUUGUUUAAUUUAAAUGAAACUAAAGUUGGGUCUAGUUUUAUAUCAGAGACUGUGUCUAUUGUUAAUAACCUUGAUUCAUACCCCACCUGUAAAACAGGAUUGUCCUACAACUACUUCACCACUAAAUGUGAAAAAAUCAUUUGUUGCUAUGGAUACACAGUAGUUGGUUCUGAAUGCUUAGAUUUACAAAAAAAACUACAAAUAAAAAAAGUUGAGAACGCAAGUUUUGAAACUUGUCUCACUAGCGAACAACUUGGCCUAUAUGUUAUUAUUGAUAACUUUAAAACUAUGAAAACAGACUUUUUUUCUGAUGAAGUAUCCACUAAUUGCAGUGUUGUCAAACAUGAUAAUUUAAAAAACUUAACUUUGUUACAAUGUAACAUGUCAGUUACCGAUUCUUUAGCAAAUUUUAUUAAAGAUAAGGAAAGGUUUACAACAUUUAAGCCGAUCGGGUUUACGUCAAUUUUUAUUAUGUCAGUUUAUCAUCAGCUAUAUACAGACCUUUAUGGUAUCGAUUUUAUAAGGACUUUUAGUAAUAAUAAAUUAUGCGCACAACCCGAAGAAUUAGAUAUUGCUGAAGGAAAUUUCACCAGCUCAUGUGAUUACAUAACUUCAUAUAAAAUAAUUAAAAACGAUGACCUUAUUAUAUGGAUUGAAGCUAGUAAAAACACAAUAAAAAAAAGGUUAAUCACUUGCAAGAAAUACCAUUUAAAAUCUAACUGUGUAUUGAGACCGCUGACAAACAAUUAUAUAGUAAGAAACAAAACACUAAUUUAUAAGUUCAUGAACAACGAAUACAACUUUACUGAGGAUCAGUUUCUACCAUUGGUUAAAGGAUUAGGAGUAUGCGAAAAUUCAUUUUCGAAAUAUGAGAAUCUUUUAAACUAUGUUGAAGAUCUUUUGUCAGUAAUUUUAAUUUCGGUUAGUAUCGUUUGUUAUUUUAUCAUAGUCAUAACCUAUGUUUACAUCAAAGAAUUGAGAAUUAUGCCUAACUUUAAUUUAGUAACACUGUGCAAUCUUUUAUUUUUAUCCGAUUCAUCUAUAUUAAUAGCUUUAUAUGGUAGCAAAAAAGAAAAGUUAUGCAAAUGCAUAGCUGUUAUUUUACAUUGGAGCUUAUUGGCGGUGUAUGUUUGGGUAUUGUGCACAGCAGUUGAACUGGCUUCGAAAUUUUCAAGAUUUGCUUCUAAGUCAAGUCGUAAAAUAUUUUUUACAUCAAGUGUCUUUAUUUCAAUUAUAGUUCCAACAAUAAUUGUGUCAGUGACGCUUCUGUUAAAUUAUACUGGAACAGCUGAUGUUGGGUAUGGUAAAAAUGAACACUGUUGGAUUGGUGGAUUUUAUGCAAGGCUUUAUGCUUAUACUUUACCGUUGACCGUAGUUUUAUUUUUAUCGUUUUUAUGUUUACUUUUAACAAUCUUUAAUAUAAGAAAACUUGAAAGCUCAAACAGAAAGAUAUUAGGCAAUAGCAGAAAGUCACGAGUGGACCUAUUUAUGAUUACCAUGAAACUAACAAUAAUCCUUGGUGUAACUGAUGCCCUUGUUUUCAUUAAAAUAUCCAAAGAUUUGUUGUCUGAAUGGGAGAAAAUAUUCAACGCAGUAUUUUCAGUAAUUUACACGUGUUGUCGAUCUUCGAAAGGAGUUAUGCUUUUUUUUGUCUAUAUUUGUACAAAAAAGGUUUAUAAAAUAUACAAGAAGCGUUACUUUUUGAAAUAUUCUCAAUAUCGUCACAGAGUUUACGAAUUUAACGAACAAAUAUCUUUAAGUGUGCAAACCUGGCUUUCAACAAAAAAAUGAGCAAAUAAAUAAAAAAAUUUAGAAAAACAAAAAUAACGCAGAACAAGUUGUUAAAAUAUUAAGUUUUACUAAUAAAUACAUAACGUUAUUAUCUAUAUACCUCUCACUUAUUAUAUAAAAAAAAAAGAUCUUUAAAAUGAGAAGGAGAAAACUGUAAAACAUCGAAAUUUAAUGAGUAUUAUACGAAAUAAGGAAAAUUAUGUUGAAAUUUUCUAUUAAAAAUUAGCUCACUACUUGAUGUAAUUUAGACCCUAAAAAACUAUUAUCUUUUAAAAAUCACUGGCAACAUCGUUUUUUCAAAACAGCAACACAAACUAUGUUUUAAUUAAAUUUUGUAAUUACAUUGUAAUGAUCCUUUAUAUUAUUAGAUGUCGUUAGUAAAAUAAGAAAAAAUUCACACUAUUU